Mesorhabditis spiculigera is the source of this 306-nucleotide messenger RNA. The record is from the annotation of a GenBank genome assembly. Lineage: Eukaryota; Metazoa; Nematoda; Chromadorea; Rhabditida; Rhabditidae.
AUGGCCCUUCGACAGAGUACUGCCUGCCUUAUGAGGACCACGACCCGUGUUCUCGUCCACGGAGACGGCGCUGGCAAGUCCGGCGGCACCGGAGGCUCCAUCCGCGAUGCCGGUGGCGCUUUCGGAAAGAUGGAAGCCGCGCGCGAGGGCGAGUACUUCCACAAGCUGCAGCAAAAGCAAAUCGACGAGCUGAAGAAACAUCUUUCGGAAACCGUCGCCCAGACUGAGGCCCAAUUGAAGCAACACCAAGAAGCCCUGAACCGCCACAAGAAGGCGUUGGCCGACCUCGAAAAAGCCGGCAAGAAA